Didymodactylos carnosus is the source of this 964-nucleotide messenger RNA. Lineage: Eukaryota; Metazoa; Rotifera; Eurotatoria; Philodinida; Philodinidae. The record is from the annotation of a GenBank genome assembly.
GUUUUUUUAAAAUUUUCUCUUCUCAGAGUCAAUUCCAAAGGCCUAAACACACAUAUUCUUUCCCACCUCGAAAAGCUCUAUACAAGCAUGUAUAUAUCAUUGAGAAAAAAAAUAGUGCUCAUUCUUUCAAUUGCGGGCACUUUAUGAAAUCUAUUGUAUAUCACUAGUUUCGUCACCUUCACAUCGUUAUUCGGCUUCUCAUACGUGGCAGAAAUCCAAAAUGUUCUAUAAUAUCUUCGAUGCGCUAGAGAGCACUUUUAGAUAGACUUAGUAAACAGUGAGGCACACAUAAGAAAUAACUAUUCGAACUUUGUCUUCUCUAGGGGCGCCAUCAGCUCCAACUUACGAGCCACCAACAGCAGCAGCAACGAUCCAACCGUCUCUUUCACUUUCGUCGUCAAGUCCAAUUUAUGAACGUCCAGUAGCAGCGACAAUCCUCAAACCCCAGUUAACAAAAGUAACAGCAUCACCAUACGAACCAUCGCGAGUAUCGACGAUCACUUUUGUUAGAAUGCCCAAUGCAAAAAGACAUGGCGACAGGAUACCGGAUGGCUAUGCUGGUUUUAAAUGGUACAAUGUGUUUUACAUGUUCGAGGUAUUUGCAAUGGAAUGUUAUUCGAAUACCGGAUAUGCGAACGCCUUCACGAAUGGUAGGAAAUGCGUCGCAUACAAUGGCGGUGGUGAUCCUAUAUCAAUUUCUGUUCUUAAUUCACAAAAUACAUUUUGUCUCCAUUCAUUCGAAGCUAUUUCAGUCUAUCGGGAAGCUUUUACACUGUCGGUCACCGGCUAUCGUAGCAAACAACUAUUAGAUACGAAAACAAUAACACUGACCACCACAAACCCUACACUUAUUGAAAUAGGCUGGGAGCGAAUCGAUGAAAUGAGAUUUGCAUGCGCCGAUACAGCUGAAGCUUCGCCAAACCGAACAACAUUUGCCUUAACAUGCUUGAAUUUAUUAUUAUGA